Messenger RNA from Kogia breviceps (pygmy sperm whale), 3909 nucleotides. The record is from RefSeq and is a predicted model, not a curated record. NCBI's taxonomy places the organism in Eukaryota, Metazoa, Chordata, Mammalia, Artiodactyla, Physeteridae.
UGGCUAGGGAGGAGGGGGAGGGGGCAUUCGCUCCGCUGGGACUUCUCACUCCCCACCCUGUUCUUUUAGGUGUGGUUUGGUCCGGACGCGGGGUCCCGGCAGCUGGCUUGAGUUUCCUCUGUUGUGAAAGGGGAAAGUAGCUCCCGCGGAAAGCGCUUAAAGUUGCUGAGAGGGUGCGAGACGAGAGUUCUCCCCCAUGCCCGCCGAAUGGUGCGGCCCUGAGUUGGUCCCGGAGCCGGCGCGACGUAUCUGAGAGAGGGGGCGGGGAGGUGGCCCGCAGAACGCGGGUUCUGUGAAGAGACGUGGGGAAGAUUAGACUCCGAGAAGAGGAAGAAAACUGAAAGGGAGCAAGGCCGCUGAGGGGGAGGGGGCUGCCAAGAUGGCGUCGGCCUCCUCUGGGUCGUCGGCGGUUGGGUUUUCAUCCGCGGAUUCCGGGGUCCCUCCCUGCACCUCGUCCUCAGGUUUCAACUUUCUGUGCUGUGGGGUCAACCGUAAGAGAGCAUCUGGAAUCAAGAGACCCAUGGCAUCUGAGGUGCCUUAUGCCUCUGGCAUGUCCAUGAAGAAAAUAGGCCACCGAGGUGUUGAUUCCUCAGGAGAGACAACAUAUAAAAAGACAACCUCAUCAGCUUUAAAAGGUGCCAUCCAGUUAGGCAUUACUCACACUGUCGGGAGCCUGAGUACCAAACCAGAGCGGGAUGUCCUCAUGCAAGACUUCUAUGUGGUGGAGAGUAUCUUCUUCCCGAGUGAAGGGAGCAACCUGACUCCUGCUCAUCACUACAAUGACUUUCGGUUCAAGACCUAUGCACCUGUUGCCUUCCGCUACUUUCGGGAGUUAUUUGGUAUCCGCCCUGAUGAUUACUUGUACUCCCUCUGCAAUGAGCCGCUGAUUGAACUCUGCAACUCUGGGGCUAGUGGUUCCCUCUUCUACGUGUCCAGCGAUGAUGAAUUCAUCAUUAAAACAGUCCAGCACAAAGAGGCAGAGUUUCUGCAGAAGCUUCUUCCAGGAUACUACAUGAACCUCAACCAGAACCCUCGGACAUUGCUGCCUAAGUUCUAUGGACUGUACUGUGUGCAGGCAGGUGGUAAGAACAUUCGAAUUGUGGUGAUGAACAAUCUCUUACCACGGUCAGUCAAGAUGCAUAUCAAAUAUGACCUCAAGGGCUCAACCUACAAAAGACGGGCUUCCCAAAAAGAGCGAGAGAAGCCUCUCCCCACCCUUAAAGACCUGGACUUCUUACAAGACAUCCCUGAUGGUCUCUUUUUGGAUGCCGACAUGUACAAUGCUCUGUGCAAGACCCUGCAGCGCGACUGUUUGGUGCUGCAGAGCUUCAAGAUAAUGGACUAUAGCCUCCUGGUGUCAAUCCAUAACAUAGAUCAUGCACAACGAGAGCCUUUAGGCAAUGAAGCACAAUAUUCAACUGACACUCGCAGACCAGCCCCCCAAAAGGCUCUCUAUUCCACAGCCAUGGAAUCUAUCCAGGGCGAGGCUCGACGAGGUGGCACCAUGGAGACUGAUGACCAUAUGGGUGGCAUCCCGGCCCGGAAUAGUAAAGGGGAAAGGCUGCUGCUUUAUAUUGGGAUCAUUGACAUUCUGCAGUCUUACAGGUUUGUUAAGAAGUUAGAGCACUCUUGGAAAGCUCUGGUACAUGAUGGGGACACCGUAUCAGUGCAUCGCCCAAGCUUCUACGCUGAACGGUUCCAGCGCUUCAUGUGCACUACAGUGUUCAAGAAGAUCCUCUUGAAGCCCUCUCCUUCCAAAAAGUUUCGGUCUGGCUCAUCUUUCUCUCGGCGAGCAGGCCCCAGCGGCAACUCCUGCAUAACUUACCAGCCAUCGGUCUCUGGGGAGCACAAGGCACAAGUGACAACAAAGGCGGAAGUGGAGCCAGGCGUCCACUUCGGUCGUCCUGAUGUUUUACCUCAGACUCCACCUUUAGAGAAAAUCAGUGAGGUCUCGACUAUUCCUGACCCCUAUUUCUCACCUGUAGUUGGAGAGACUUUGCAAAUGCUAACUACAAGCUCAACCCUCUUGGAAAAGCAUGAAAUUCCAGAGUCAGAGUUCAUCCAUGUAAGUGUCUGGGAUGUGGAGGAGGUGGAUGCUUUGGAAGGGUAUAAAGAGCAUCACUGAUGGAGUGGAGCAACAAUGUAAUUGGCAGGGUUAGGGGGACUGGGUGACCCCAUAAAUCUUUUUAAAAUUUUUGUUUCUGAUACCGUGUACUUGGAAGCUGAGACUGAACUAGAAGGAAACUUGAAUUCCUUUCCUGCCUCCUAAUCUCAUACUGCACAUCCUUAACUUUAAACCCUUUCCCUUUUCAGUGAACAAAAAUCCUCAGAAGACCUGGAGCAAGAUUCUACCAUCUCUGUGAUCCCAAGAUGUCAGCCCUUGAUACAGCAAUGCUGAGUUUUCUUUUUCUUGGUCAUCAAAAAAAGUGUAAUGGAGGCUAAGGGAGCUCUCCGUCUCCUCCCUGAAGAACCUCUUCUACUUCCCCUUCCUCAUGAAUGGGCAUUAGUGCCUCGGACAGUUGAGGACAGCAGCAUCCUCUCUACUCCUGAGCUGGGUGGCACAAGUUUUCUACUAGCCAGCCUUGCUUCCACAACUGAAUUGUUUUCAAACCCCAUUCUUCCUGUUGGAAGUGGGGUUGCUGGACUUGGUGGUUUUCUUCCCCCUUAUCUACCUUUCACCAGGAGCUGGACUCUUAAUUUCCUCAGGACAGACUGGCUGGUACAUUAUCCCAAACUUAGCUGUUUUUCUGUGGAAGAAGACCCCUGUAAUCUUUGUAAAGGUUUUUUUGGAGGUAAGGGUGUUUAACCACCUCCCAGCCUUCUUCUUUUGGUUCCUUAAAAAAGGAAAAGAAAAAUAGCACACAAUUUCAAGCCAGACAGUUUCAGAUCAAAACUCCAUAAGUAUUGGAGAGAUGCAUAUUCAUACGGUUCCCUUAGAAGAGCCCUGGUGUUUGAGAAACAGAAGCUGCUCUGCCAGGAGCAGCUCCUCUUUAACUCCUCCUCUCUUAAUGAAUUUCUGAAAGCUGAAGGAAUGGAGAGAGUGGGACAUGGGGGAAGCCCUACCCCUUUUGUUAAACAGUGGGGCAGUCAUAGGGCUAAAAGGUUAGAACCCUUCCUAGGCAGGACCCUACUCACGGCCAGGCCAUAAUGAUUAUUACUGUUUUGCAAUUUGAAAUGUAUUCUGCUUGUUUUUCUAAAUAUGAAGACUUAUCAAAUGAAUUUUAGAUUCUUCUCCAAAGGAGAUUUCUUCCUUGCUCUUACCACCUUUUCCAACAGCAUUCUGCUGUUCGUGGAGCUGAGAUGGAGAAGGGGACACCUGUGUCUGUUUAACAGGUAGUUCAUAACUGUGAGGCUAGAGAAUAUUCUCUUAAACUCAUGGAGAGCCAGCAGAUUCUUGCCUUAGUGAGGUCAUUGCUGUGCCACAUGCCCUGCCGCCUCUCUUCAUGCAGAGAACGUGGAGACAGGGUCUGUGUAAUCCCUCUACUCCCCAUGUUUUCCAUCUGAUCCUCCUACCCCUGUCAGGGGAAGAAGAGGGCCUGGCAUCUCAGGCAGAUUGUUGAAUCCCCAUCCUGUCCCCUCUCCAUCCCACCCUGCCUUGAUAGUAGGUUAGCUCAUACCCCGAGUAACUGUCUAUAUUAGACACCCCCAGCCAGUUUCUGGCUGCCUGUCUUUGCUGCCAUGUUCUUUUUUACAAGAAGAAAAGAAACAAUUCUUGCUAUUUUUUUUCAUAAUUUACUAUUUAUGAUGUAUUUAAGUGUUUUAUUCAGGACAGAGUUCUGUAGGGGGUGGGAGGGAAUAUUUGAGGGAGGCUGGGUCUUGGGGAAGGGAAUGGGGAAUCAACAUUUUUAUGAAGUGUCACUAUUUGCCUCUACUUUGUAUUGUUCAGAAAUGGCAAAUACAAUAUAAAAG